This is a messenger RNA of Aspergillus saccharolyticus JOP 1030-1, 375 nucleotides long. RefSeq names its product nuclear transport factor 2 family protein. Lineage: Eukaryota; Fungi; Ascomycota; Eurotiomycetes; Eurotiales; Aspergillaceae. Gene Ontology annotation, cellular component: nuclear pore central transport channel. Bases 1 to 375 code for a protein of 124 amino acids. The transcript has 6 exons. The record is from RefSeq and is a predicted model, not a curated record. Gene Ontology annotation, biological process: protein import into nucleus.
AUGGCUUUCCAAAACAUUGCCGAGCAAUUUGUCCAGUUCUACUACAACACCUUUGACGCCGACCGUUCAAACCUGGCUGGACUCUACCGUGACCAGUCUAUGCUUACCUUCGAGACCAGCUCCGUUCAGGGUGUUGGCAGCAUCGUUGAGAAGCUGACUAGCCUCCCCUUCCAGAAGGUCGUUCACAGAGUCUCCACCCUCGACGCCCAGCCUUCCAGCAAUGAGGGUAGCAUCCUUGUCAUGGUCACCGGCGCUCUUCUGGUCGAUGAGGAGCAGAACCCCAUGAACUACACUCAGAGCUUCAACCUCUGCCCCGACGGCUCUGGCAGCUACUAUGUCCAGAACGACAUCUUCCGCCUGAUCUACAACGCAUAA